Messenger RNA from Grus americana (Whooping crane), 9381 nucleotides. RefSeq names its product mucin 16, cell surface associated (gene MUC16). NCBI's taxonomy places the organism in Eukaryota, Metazoa, Chordata, Aves, Gruiformes, Gruidae. The transcript is spliced from 89 exons. The annotation marks the transcript as partial. The record is from RefSeq and is a predicted model, not a curated record.
UCGACUCUCACUCGGACCACUACUCUGCACACAACUUCCCCAACUCUCACCACAGCUACACCCACCUCCACUCUGCUAACAACAUCCCAUGCGACCAGUACCAGCACGUCAACUCUUCAGCCACAAACAUCAGGGACAGCAACUGAAACGACCACUGCAAUCACUUCCAGUUCAGUUGAAACAUCCACUGCUGCCCCUGCUCCCAGCCAUCCAUCAACCACGGCUCCAGCCCUCGAGCAAUUCACCAUCAACUUCACCAUCACCAAUCUCCCCUACAAUUCCGACCUGGCGACUCCUGGCUCGGCAAAGUUCAACACUACGCGGAGAGUCAUGGCCACCUUGCUCGACCGCCUUCUGAAGGAAAGCAGCAUUGGCCCCGCUUUCCUUGGAUGUGAAACGACAGCCUUCAGGCCAGUGAGGCAAGGGGACCACACGGGGGUGGACGCCAUCUGCACCUACAGGAAGGAGCUCUCCACCCCACCCUUGGACAGGGUGCGCCUUUACCACGAAGUGAGCAACAAGACCAGAGGCAUCACGCGGCUGGGCCCCUACAGCCUGGACAAGGACAGCCUCUACGUCAACGGUUACAACGAACAGCCAGUCCUGCCCACUCCCAGCCAUCCAUCAACCACGGCUCCAGCCCUCGAGCAAUUCACCAUCAACUUCACCAUCACCAAUCUCCCCUACAAUUCCGACCUGGCGACUCCUGGCUCGGCAAAGUUCAACACUACGCGGAGAGUCAUGGCCACCUUGCUCGACCGCCUUCUGAAGGAAAGCAGCAUUGGCCCCGCUUUCCUUGGAUGUGAAACGACAGCCUUCAGGCCAGUGAGGCAAGGGGACCACACGGGGGUGGACGCCAUCUGCACCUACAGGAAGGAGCUCUCCACCCCACCCUUGGACAGGGUGCGCCUUUACCACGAAGUGAGCAACAAGACCAGAGGCAUCACGCGGCUGGGCCCCUACAGCCUGGACAAGGACAGCCUCUACGUCAACGGUUACAACGAACAGCCAGUCCUGCCCACUCCCAGCCAUCCAUCAACCACGGCUCCAGCCCUCGAGCAAUUCACCAUCAACUUCACCAUCACCAAUCUCCCCUACAAUUCCGACCUGGCGACUCCUGGCUCGGCAAAGUUCAACACUACGCGGAGAGUCAUGGCCACCUUGCUCGACCGCCUUCUGAAGGAAAGCAGCAUUGGCCCCGCUUUCCUUGGAUGUGAAACGACAGCCUUCAGGCCAGUGAGGCAAGGGGACCACACGGGGGUGGACGCCAUCUGCACCUACAGGAAGGAGCUCUCCACCCCACCCUUGGACAGGGUGCGCCUUUACCACGAAGUGAGCAACAAGACCAGAGGCAUCACGCGGCUGGGCCCCUACAGCCUGGACAAGGACAGCCUCUACGUCAACGGUUACAACGAACAGCCAGUCCUGCCCACUCCCAGCCAUCCAUCAACCACGGCUCCAGCCCUCGAGCAAUUCACCAUCAACUUCACCAUCACCAAUCUCCCCUACAAUUCCGACCUGGCGACUCCUGGCUCGGCAAAGUUCAACACUACGCGGAGAGUCAUGGCCACCUUGCUCGACCGCCUUCUGAAGGAAAGCAGCAUUGGCCCCGCUUUCCUUGGAUGUGAAACGACAGCCUUCAGGCCAGUGAGGCAAGGGGACCACACGGGGGUGGACGCCAUCUGCACCUACAGGAAGGAGCUCUCCACCCCACCCUUGGACAGGGUGCGCCUUUACCACGAAGUGAGCAACAAGACCAGAGGCAUCACGCGGCUGGGCCCCUACAGCCUGGACAAGGACAGCCUCUACGUCAACGGUUACAACGAACAGCCAGUCCUGCCCACUCCCAGCCAUCCAUCAACCACGGCUCCAGACCUCGAGCAAUUCACCAUCAACUUCACCAUCACCAAUCUCCCCUACAAUUCCGACCUGGCGACUCCUGGCUCGGCAAAGUUCAACACUACGCGGAGAGUCAUGGCCACCUUGCUCGACCGCCUUCUGAAGGAAAGCAGCAUUGGCCCCGCUUUCCUUGGAUGUGAAACGACAGCCUUCAGGCCAGUGAGGCAAGGGGACCACACGGGGGUGGACGCCAUCUGCACCUACAGGAAGGAGCUCUCCACCCCACCCUUGGACAGGGUGCGCCUUUACCACGAAGUGAGCAACAAGACCAGAGGCAUCACGCGGCUGGGCCCCUACAGCCUGGACAAGGACAGCCUCUACGUCAACGGUUACAACGAACAGCCAGUCCUGCCCACUCCCAGCCAUCCAUCAACCACGGCUCCAGCCCUCGAGCAAUUCACCAUCAACUUCACCAUCACCAAUCUCCCCUACAAUUCCGACCUGGCGACUCCUGGCUCGGCAAAGUUCAACACUACGCGGAGAGUCAUGGCCACCUUGCUCGACCGCCUUCUGAAGGAAAGCGGCAUUGGCCCCGCUUUCCUUGGAUGUGAAACGACAGCCUUCAGGCCAGUGAGGCAAGGGGACCACACGGGGGUGGACGCCAUCUGCACCUACAGGAAGGAGCUCUCCACCCCACCCUUGGACAGGGUGCGCCUUUACCACGAAGUGAGCAACAAGACCAGAGGCAUCACGCGGCUGGGCCCCUACAGCCUGGACAAGGACAGCCUCUACGUCAACGGUUACAACGAACAGCCAGUCCUGCCCACUCCCAGCCAUCCAUCAACCACGGCUCCAGCCCUCGAGCAAUUCACCAUCAACUUCACCAUCACCAAUCUCCCCUACAAUUCCGACCUGGCGACUCCUGGCUCGGCAAAGUUCAACACUACGCGGAGAGUCAUGGCCACCUUGCUCGACCGCCUUCUGAAGGAAAGCAGCAUUGGCCCCGCUUUCCUUGGAUGUGAAACGACAGCCUUCAGGCCAGUGAGGCAAGGGGACCACACGGGGGUGGACGCCAUCUGCACCUACAGGAAGGAGCUCUCCACCCCACCCUUGGACAGGGUGCGCCUUUACCACGAAGUGAGCAACAAGACCAGAGGCAUCACGCGGCUGGGCCCCUACAGCCUGGACAAGGACAGCCUCUACGUCAACGGUUACAACGAACAGCCAGUCCUGCCCACUCCCAGCCAUCCAUCAACCACGGCUCCAGCCCUCGAGCAAUUCACCAUCAACUUCACCAUCACCAAUCUCCCCUACAAUUCCGACCUGGCGACUCCUGGCUCGGCAAAGUUCAACACUACGCGGAGAGUCAUGGCCACCUUGCUCGACCGCCUUCUGAAGGAAAGCAGCAUUGGCCCCGCUUUCCUUGGAUGUGAAACGACAGCCUUCAGGCCAGUGAGGCAAGGGGACCACACGGGGGUGGACGCCAUCUGCACCUACAGGAAGGAGCUCUCCACCCCACCCUUGGACAGGGUGCGCCUUUACCACGAAGUGAGCAACAAGACCAGAGGCAUCACGCGGCUGGGCCCCUACAGCCUGGACAAGGACAGCCUCUACGUCAACGGUUACAACGAACAGCCAGUCCUGCCCACUCCCAGCCAUCCAUCAACCACGGCUCCAGCCCUCGAGCAAUUCACCAUCAACUUCACCAUCACCAGUCUCCCCUACAAUUCCGACCUGGCGACUCCUGGCUCGGCAAAGUUCAACACUACGCGGAGAGUCAUGGCCACCUUGCUCGACCGCCUUCUGAAGGAAAGCAGCAUUGGCCCCGCUUUCCUUGGAUGUGAAACGACAGCCUUCAGGCCAGUGAGGCAAGGGGACCACACGGGGGUGGACGCCAUCUGCACCUACAGGAAGGAGCUCUCCACCCCACCCUUGGACAGGGUGCGCCUUUACCACGAAGUGAGCAACAAGACCAGAGGCAUCACGCGGCUGGGCCCCUACAGCCUGGACAAGGACAGCCUCUACGUCAACGGUUACAACGAACAGCCAGUCCUGCCCACUCCCAGCCAUCCAUCAACCACGGCUCCAGCCCUCGAGCAAUUCACCAUCAACUUCACCAUCACCAAUCUCCCCUACAAUUCCGACCUGGCGACUCCUGGCUCGGCAAAGUUCAACACUACGCGGAGAGUCAUGGCCACCUUGCUCGACCGCCUUCUGAAGGAAAGCAGCAUUGGCCCCGCUUUCCUUGGAUGUGAAACGACAGCCUUCAGGCCAGUGAGGCAAGGGGACCACACGGGGGUGGACGCCAUCUGCACCUACAGGAAGGAGCUCUCCACCCCACCCUUGGACAGGGUGCGCCUUUACCACGAAGUGAGCAACAAGACCAGAGGCAUCACGCGGCUGGGCCCCUACAGCCUGGACAAGGACAGCCUCUACGUCAACGGUUACAACGAACAGCCAGUCCUGCCCACUCCCAGCCAUCCAUCAACCACAGCUCCAGCCCUCGAGCAAUUCACCAUCAACUUCACCAUCACCAAUCUCCCCUACAAUUCCGACCUGGCGACUCCUGGCUCGGCAAAGUUCAACACUACGCGGAGAGUCAUGGCCACCUUGCUCGACCGCCUUCUGAAGGAAAGCAGCAUUGGCCCCGCUUUCCUUGGAUGUGAAACGACAGCCUUCAGGCCAGUGAGGCAAGGGGACCACACGGGGGUGGACGCCAUCUGCACCUACAGGAAGGAGCUCUCCACCCCACCCUUGGACAGGGUGCGCCUUUACCACGAAGUGAGCAACAAGACCAGAGGCAUCACGCAGCUGGGCCCCUACAGCCUGGACAAGGACAGCCUCUACGUCAACGGUUACAACGAACAGCCAGUCCUGCCCACUCCCAGCCAUCCAUCAACCACGGCUCCAGCCCUCGAGCAAUUCACCAUCAACUUCACCAUCACCAAUCUCCCCUACAAUUCCGACCUGGCGACUCCUGACUCGGCAAAGUUCAACACUACGCGGAGAGUCAUGGCCACCUUGCUCGACCGCCUUCUGAAGGAAAGCAGCAUUGGCCCCGCUUUCCUUGGAUGUGAAACGACAGCCUUCAGGCCAGUGAGGCAAGGGGACCACACGGGGGUGGACGCCAUCUGCACCUACAGGAAGGAGCUCUCCACCCCACCCUUGGACAGGGUGCGCCUUUACCACGAAGUGAGCAACAAGACCAGAGGCAUCACGCGGCUGGGCCCCUACAGCCUGGACAAGGACAGCCUCUACGUCAACGGUUACAACGAACAGCCAGUCCUGCCCACUCCCAGCCAUCCAUCAACCACGGCUCCAGCCCUCGAGCAAUUCACCAUCAACUUCACCAUCACCAAUCUCCCCUACAAUUCCGACCUGGCGACUCCUGGCUCGGCAAAGUUCAACACUACGCGGAGAGUCAUGGCCACCUUGCUCGACCGCCUUCUGAAGGAAAGCAGCAUUGGCCCCGCUUUCCUUGGAUGUGAAACGACAGCCUUCAGGCCAGUGAGGCAAGGGGACCACACGGGGGUGGACGCCAUCUGCACCUACAGGAAGGAGCUCUCCACCCCACCCUUGGACAGGGUGCGCCUUUACCACGAAGUGAGCAACAAGACCAGAGGCAUCACGCGGCUGGGCCCCUACAGCCUGGACAAGGACAGCCUCUACGUCAACGGUUACAACGAACAGCCAGUCCUGCCCACUCCCAGCCAUCCAUCAACCACGGCUCCAGCCCUCGAGCAAUUCACCAUCAACUUCACCAUCACCAAUCUCCCCUACAAUUCCGACCUGGCGACUCCUGGCUCGGCAAAGUUCAACACUACGCGGAGAGUCAUGGCCACCUUGCUCGACCGCCUUCUGAAGGAAAGCAGCAUUGGCCCCGCUUUCCUUGGAUGUGAAACGACAGCCUUCAGGCCAGUGAGGCAAGGGGACCACACGGGGGUGGACGCCAUCUGCACCUACAGGAAGGAGCUCUCCACCCCACCCUUGGACAGGGUGCGCCUUUACCACGAAGUGAGCAACAAGACCAGAGGCAUCACGCGGCUGGGCCCCUACAGCCUGGACAAGGACAGCCUCUACGUCAACGGUUACAACGAACAGCCAGUCCUGCCCACUCCCAGCCAUCCAUCAACCACGGCUCCAGCCCUCGAGCAAUUCACCAUCAACUUCACCAUCACCAAUCUCCCCUACAAUUCCGACCUGGCGACUCCUGGCUCGGCAAAGUUCAACACUACGCGGAGAGUCAUGGCCACCUUGCUCGACCGCCUUCUGAAGGAAAGCAGCAUUGGCCCCGCUUUCCUUGGAUGUGAAACGACAGCCUUCAGGCCAGUGAGGCAAGGGGACCACACGGGGGUGGACGCCAUCUGCACCUACAGGAAGGAGCUCUCCACCCCACCCUUGGACAGGGUGCGCCUUUACCACGAAGUGAGCAACAAGACCAGAGGCAUCACGCGGCUGGGCCCCUACAGCCUGGACAAGGACAGCCUCUAUGUCAACGGUACAGCUGUAUCUUCCAGAACUGGGAAUUUCACAGUGAAUUUCACCAUAACUAAUCUCCAGUACUCUAACAGUCUCGGAAAUCCAUAUUCUGCCAAAUUUAGUGCUACAGCAAGAGUCUUGACUGCUCUGCUCAAUCAGCUUUUCAACAAGUCUAGUAUUCAUUCUGUGUAUACGGGCUGCAAAAUGAUGGCUUUCAGACCUGCACAAAAAAUUGAAGACACUGGAGUAGAUGCUGUGUGUACCUACACAACAGAUUCUGCUGCUUCCCAGUUUGAUCGAGUGAUUGUUUACCGUGAAGUAAGGAACAAGACAAAUGGCAUCACCAACUUAGGAAUCUACAGCCUGGACCAGGAAAGCCUGUAUAUCAAUGAUUACCAUGAAGCCCAUCUCAUGCCUUCAACAUCUCCAGCUCCUCCUCUUGCAACAGAGGGACAUUUCACAGUGAACUUCACUGUGACCAAUCUCCUCUACACAUCAGCAUUAGGAAAUUCAAAUUCUAAAAAAUUUAUUGCUACAAAAAAAACUCUGGCAUACUUGCUUGAUCAUGUGCUCAAGAAUAGCAGCAGUAGCCCUGCUCACACUGGAUGUACAGUGGUGGUACUAAGGUCUGCAAAGAACAGAGAGGGCACUGCUGUGGAUGCAGUCUGCACAUACAGACCCAGUGCUACCACUGCUGAAUUCGACCGAAUCAAGGUCUAUCAUGAGUUCAGCAAGAUGACAGCCAGCUGCACUGAGCUAGGACCCUACCAGCUGGAUGCAGCAAGUUUUUAUGUUAGCGGUUAUAAUGAACUGCAGCCUGGACUAUCUGUUGAUCAAAGCACACAACCUCCAUCACUAGUAGUGAGGAACUUCACAUUGAAUUUCACUAUAACCAACCUCCAGUUCACUACAGAUCUUGCAAUGCCAAAUUCUAAAAAAUUCAAGUCAAUGGAAAAAGUCAUGUACCAUUAUGUUGACUCUUUACUCCAAAAAAGCAGCAUCGGCCCUACUUAUAUUGGCUGCAAAGUAACCGCUUUCAGGUCAAAGAAGGACAGGGAUGACACAGGAGUAGAUGUCAUCUGCAGCUAUAGAGAUGAGCCUUCAGAUCCCAAGUUCCACAGAGAGAGAGUUUACCAUGAGCUGAGCAAUAUGACAAAUGGUAUCACCAAGCUGGGACACUACAGCCUUAACAGCCAGAGCCUCUACAUUAAUGGUAACGAGACCACCCCAAGUCUGUCAUUGGUGAAGCCAACCACCACACAAAGCCCAGGACCAAUAAUAGAGCAAUUCACACUGAACUUCACCAUAACCAACCUCAGGUUCACAACAGACCUAGGGACACCAAAUUCUGCUAAAUUCAAUUCUACUGAGAAAAUAAUGCAACAUUAUAUUGACUCCCUGCUUCAGAAGAGCAGCAUUGGCCCCUAUUUCACUGGCUGCAAAGUAACAGGAUUCAGGUCAGUGAGGAAUAGAGAUAACACAGGAGUAGACACCAUCUGCAACUAUGGAAAUGGCUCCCAGGUGCCCAAGUUUGACCAAGCUAAGGUUUACCAAGAACUAAGGAACAUGACAAAUGGCAUCACCAAAUUAGGAAUCUAUAACCUGGACAACAAGAGCCUCUAUAUCAAUGGUUACAAUGAACCACUUGAGAGAUCAUCUCUGAGUAUAACUACUGCACCAAGCCCAACAUCCAGGCAUUUCACACUGAAUUUCACCUUGACCAACCUCCAGUACACAGCAGAUCUGAAUGCACCAAGUUCCCCCAAACUCAUUUCCACAGUAAAAGUUAUCAACCAUUAUAUUGACCCUCUUUUCAAAAGCAGCAGCAUAAGGUCUGUGUACACAGGAUGUCAAGUGAUGAGAUUUAGGUCUGGGAGAGACAGGGAUAACACAGGCAUAGAUGCUGUCUGCAGCUACAAAAAUAAUAUCAGCCUUGCCAGGUUUGACAGAGAAAAGGUUUAUCAUGAGCUGAGCACCAUGACAAAUGGUGUCACCAAACUGGGUCACUACAGCCUAGAGAAGAACAGCCUGUACGUCAAUGGUUUCCCCCUCACAGACACAGCUAUCACCAGAAAGCCUUUCCUGACUGAAGCUCCAGCUAAAUUGGGCUACAGAUUGAGCUUUAGAAUAGUCAAUGAAAAUCUAACCAACCCAGACUCUCAGUCUCCAGAAUACAAAGCAGCAGUGGAAAGCAUCAGUAACAAGAUGAAUCAACUAUACCAUCAGAGCAACCUGCGAGACCAGUUCCUGAACUGCAGUAUUACAAGGCUGAGGACUGGAUCCAUAGUGGUCGACUGCAAGUGCUUCUUCCAGCCAGAGCCCAGCAUCAACAGGGCUGUGGUUGAAAGGGCUUUUCAGGAUGGCACUUUCAAUACAACCGGACUAUGGCUGGGGAGCAGUUACCAGCUGCAAGGAUUCUCAGUAGAGAGCUUGGAACUAGCAAUUGAGGCAGCAACUUACAAAACACCCCUCAGGUCUGGGAAAGAAAACUUCCAAGUAAGCUUCAGGAUCUCCAACUUUCCCUACUCCCCAGAACUGCAGGAUUCCAGGUCACAGAUGUACCAAGUGAACAAAGAGAAAAUUGAGAAGAAGCUUGAUGUAUUCAGAACUAGCAGCCUGAAGGACUACUUUGCUGGUUGUACUGUUGAGAGCUUUGGGCCUGUCCAUGGGAAAGCUUACACAAGUGUUGCCUCCAUCUGCAAAUUCACACCGGACCCCUUCUCAGGGACUUUACAAAAGCAAAAGGUGUAUGAGGAGCUGAAACGCCUGACACAUGGGUUCACCAAGCUGGACCCCAGCUAUGAGCUGGAAGAUCAGAGUCUGACUGUUGAAGGUUAUUCUCCACUCAAAACAGAUGAACAGGAGUCUGAAAGAUCUGAGGUUCAGUUCUGGGCAAUUAUCCUCAUCUGCAUUUUCGCCCUGCUUGGCUUCAUUCUCCUCAUCUUGUUAUGCUUCCUGAUCAUCUUCUGCCUAAGAAGAAAGUCAAAUCUAUACCAGGUUCAACAGGGCAUGUACGGAGUGUACUUCCCACAUCUGAACACGAGAAAAGUGCAUUGACAUAAC